AUGUUGAUGAUUCCUAGUGUGCUAAUGCGAAAAUGUUUGCUCAAGUUUAUUAUUAAAUCAUCUGCAUUGGACAGAAAAAGGUUCAUCAUGCCAUCAAAAAACGGUGCGAUAUCAUUGCGCACCGAAGAUGUGUAUGACAUUUUCGGGCUACAGAACAAGGGCAAAGAUGCCAUGAAAGCCCUAGGUAAAGGGGGGUUAAAGGCGAAGGUGAAGGUGCCUAGUCGUUUUGUAGAUUCCAAAACGGGGGAAAUGAUGAUAGACGAUCUGAUUGAGAACAUCGUUGCCAGUGGCACGUACGAUGAUGAUUUCCUCCGUAGAAUUGUUCUGGUUCUUCUGGGCAUGGUUCUUGCACCGCAGUCCACGAGAGAAGUUCCUAAUGCUUAUUACAAGUUAGUGCACGAUGUGGAGGCCAUCAAAGCAUUUAAUUGGAACAGAUUUACUUUACGCAUUUGCGUGGAAGGCAUCACAAAGACCUUGUCAGAUCUUGAAAAAUUUACUUGGCCGGUCGGAAACCUUGCCCUCAUACAGUACAUGUUUUGGGAGAAAGUGCAGCCACUGGAUGAAGAGGCAUUUGAUCCACUAGCUCAUGAAUAUCCAUUGAUGCUCAAUUGGUCAGAAGAUGAGGCUAUGAAGCAUGACGCGUACGACACGACAUACGGCCGUGGUAAUGGGACGAUUGAUGACGUGAUAAGUGAGAAGUACAGAUAG
Molecule: messenger RNA, 708 nt
Organism: Triticum turgidum subsp. durum (durum wheat)
Lineage: Eukaryota; Viridiplantae; Streptophyta; Magnoliopsida; Poales; Poaceae
Source: the annotation of a GenBank genome assembly